AUGGACCGGAAGCGGGGCGAGGGGUCGCCGGAUCCGGAGGGUAGCGGGGCGCAGGUCCCCGGCGGCGCGGGUGAAAAUCUGGUGAUUGAACGCGCGUCGGUGGAUCGUCCGGUAAGCUUACACUGCGUAUGGGCGCGAUGCGCGCGAGCUGCCCUAUAUGUGGCGCCGCUGUCGAUUCCACGUCGCCCUCACUUCACCUCGCGCAUCUCACGCGUCUAUUCUUGA
This is a messenger RNA of Leptosia nina, 225 nucleotides long. The record is from the annotation of a GenBank genome assembly. Lineage: Eukaryota; Metazoa; Arthropoda; Insecta; Lepidoptera; Pieridae.